AAUUUGAAAAGGCGGCUCCGGAGAGGGCUCUGAGCCUCGUGGGCGCUCAGAGCUGCACCGGGAGUUGUUCCCCGCUGGAUCGCUCCCCGCACACCGUCCCCAGCUCUUUGGGGCUCCUCAUGUCUCCCCCGUUCGGCGGACCGGGGCGCCGCGGGCCGAGUCCUUAGUGGGCAGGCAGAUUCGUACGUGCCCCCAUCCCCCUAGCCGAGAUGAAGCUUCCCCUCUUCCUCCCCUGGGCUUGCUGCCUCUACGGCUGCACCGUGGGCACCGGCUUCCUCUACCCGUAUCCGUCCGCAGCCCUGCAGCAGCACAACUACCCCGAGCACGGCCCCGCACCUCCGAGCAGCGGCUACGCGAAUCGCCGGAACUGGUGCCAUCAUACAGUGACAAAAAUGGUUUCCUGUCAAGUACAGAAUGGAUCAGAAACAGUAUUCCAGAGAGUGUACCAGAGCUGCCGGUGGCCAGGACCCUGUACUAACCUAGUCAGUUACAGGACCCUGAUCAGACCCACCUACAAAGUUUCUUACCGGACAGUGACGGCGCUGGACUGGAAAUGCUGCCCUGGGUUUGCUGGAAGUAACUGUGAAGAGGUGUUAUCUGCCACAUUUCUCUUCCUCUUUGGUCUACUGAAUAUGGAGAUGACAACAGGCCAGCUUUUUAUCCAAUCCCAUCGUGGGCAGCCAUGUCACCUAUGUCCAACAGGGGCAGGAACAGAGAAAGCCAUGAUGUCUCAAUUCCCCAAGACAUACAGUAUGUCAGAAUGCAUGAAUUGCACCCGACUGAACGAUAUGAACGAGAAGCUUUCUGCAUUGGAAGUGAAGAUUCUUCUUCUGGAAGCAGCUGGGAGUGUGGCAACUUCAGAAAAUGACAUUACCAAGACAACCCCAACCUGGAAUAAAGAUUUCCUACCAGAUGCCAUCCCAUUGUCUAAUCCUGGGACCAUAAAGAGGAACCCUUUAGGACCAAGAGGAUUUCCUGGACAAACAGGACCUCCAGGACCCGUGGGCCCCUCAGGGCUCCCAGGGCCACCUGGAUCAAAAGGAGAAAAGGGCCAGAUGGGUGAGAUGGGACCAAGGGGGCCCCCUGGACUCCUGGGGCCUCAAGGUCCCAGGGGACUUCCUGGAGAGACUGGACUCCCUGGGCCUCCUGGACCCCCAGGCCCUCCUGGCAGCCCUGGCAGCCCUGGCCUUCUGCCGCCAUUCCAACAAGGGGUUUUAUAUUCCCUCCAGCCUGCAGGACAGAAAGAAAAUGGCGAAUCCCAGGCAUCUUCCACCAUAAUAGACACCAUCAUGGCGGGGAUCCCUGGGCCCCAGGGUCCCCCUGGACCACCAGGACCACCUGGACCCUCUGGACCCAAUGGACCCCCAGGGCCCAUGGGAGCUCCAGGAUCCCAGGGUGAACCUGGCUCAAAAGGAAUAGAAAAAGGAAAAGAGAGUGAGGGAGUACAACAGCUCCGAGAAGCCCUGAAGAUCUUAGCGGAGAGGGUGCUAAUUCUAGAACACAUGAUUGGAAUCCAUGACCCACUAUCGUCCACAGAACCAGGUUCUGGACAAGAUGGAUCACCAGGCGGUACCUUACAGAACAAUAAGAUGAAGCGAGGAGGCUCCCUCCCACCCCAGCCAUAUGACUCCAUCUCUAACUUGCUUGACAACAUCAAGCCCAGAAAGAACAGUAGUGACAGCAGGAGCUCAAAAUAGGCUAUCUGGCAUCUCCCUGUGACAACCCGUGCACUGAUUAAAGAUACAGUAUCUGAGGACAAAGAUGCUCCAGACUGUGGCCCCUGAGCCCAGAGCAAAGGAAGCUGGGGGAGACGAGGCAGGGAUCUAGCUGUGCCCCCAGUGGAUGAGGCAUAUGGGAAGGGCAGCCUUAGUGCCAUGAUCCUGGAGGCUGCUUUGGGAGGCUCUCCAGAGGACCCAUACCAAUCAUCUUCUCUGUCUCUGUCUCUGUCUCUCUCUCUUCUUUCUCUCUGUCUCUGUCCCUCUGGCAGGAGGGUGACUCCUGAGGGAUUAGAUAAGAAUAUGUGGCUAGCUUUAUCCUUAGACAUCCCCACCCAGGGGCAGCUUUCCCAGAACCCCACUAAAACAAGAUGGUUUCCCUGUUGGUCUGGCUCUCCAUCCGGGUCUUUGGAGCAAACCAAACAGAUGCUUGCCCAGAGCAGCUUGGAAAAAGGAAGCCCGAGGCCUUUCCUAGAAAGGGUCACCCGUGCCCCUAGUCAUCAGGGCCACAGUCAUCAUGCUGCAUCUUCCCCAAAGCGCUCCCUGUUAACAACUCUGGACUAACUCCCUAGAGUCAAAGCUGGUUUUAAUGGUUCUUCCGCCUCUUCUGACUUCAAAUCCCAAUUUCUCAUUUGUCACUCCAAGUGAAAGAGGAAAAUAAAAUGCAAAUGGGAUGUGCCUUGCUGUAUAAAUAGCCAGAGAGGUUUAGAUGCUCCUGUGGCUCACCAAGCACCUAGACUGUGUAUGGCCCUGUGCAUCUACCUCCUUUGUUAGCCUCCUUUCUUGACUAAAAGUUGUAUUAAACAGCCCGGCCAGAAGUCAGACUCAUGUUGAGGUGCUCACAUUACAGGGGUCUUGGUCUGUCCCCAUUAAUCUGAUUCCUUAACUUCCAGUGUGGCAUCUCAAAGAAUAAAUUGGAAUUGCCUUAGUGCGUCUAUCCCCAAUAAAGCCUGUCUUUAGCCAAGAGACCAGCACUUUGGAGGCACAUUUAGUAGUUGGUUCAAGUUUCCAAAACAGAGUUCUUGUGUGCUCAGGAAAUAACAGCAAAUCCUCUUAGAAUACCAGUCAAGGCUUCAUCAGAACUCUCUGGGGGAGGAGCAGCAGCCAUCUGAAGUUGGUUUGGUUUUUUUCCCCAUCCCAUCCCAUGUGACAUACCUUUAACCUCAGAUGAGGUCUUUUCUAAAGCCUCUACCUGCACUCCCAAACUGGAAUGACCAUUUGUCUCUGAAGUUUGGUGGCUGCAUUCUUCCCUAAGGCAUCUCGGGAAAAGAAACCCAGAGGGUUGCAUAAAUUCACCUAUUCUAAAAACUAAAGCAUCGCAGCCCAGCUGAUGUCGCUCAUUGGACCAAUUUCGAACCAGAAAGCUGUUACCACUCAUGUGACUUCAAGUCAAUGGUGACCAACCAACAACGGAAGCUGGGAGUCCUGAGAAAGGAUGAAAAGUGAGGGGAGGCUAGAAGUGCAAACCAGAUUACUUACUCCCUAAGAUGCUAUGCUUGAGUCAUUUCAGCCUACUUAAAAUUUCAUUUAGACUUGUUCUGCGAGUGAACACAAUUCCAUGCUCCAAACCCCCUAAUUAGAGUUCAUCAGGGUGGCUUGGAUGGGCAAAAUGAGGACACAACCCCAACUCUAGGGCCAGCCUUCCCAGCCCAGAAGUCAUUUGGGAAUUGAAAGACACCGCCACCAUCUUCCCUAACUCUGUCUUGCCAAGCUCUGUGAAGAGCUUACUCCAUCUCAAACAGCAUUCCCUACUCCUAUUCCAACAAUUUCCUAAUUGCAUGGUACUGUAUCUUUAAUUUUGGUGUGAUCAGAAACCAAAAUUGGGUAGGCUUUCUCUGCACCUACCCAAUCACCAGGUCUUAGGAGAAUAGUCUCUCCAUCCAAAGAAUGUUCCGAGUUCAAAGAGAACGUUCAAGAGCAUAUUCUGGGUCUUAUCUUGCAAAGUCCCAGGGAUGACGAUUUAUAGCAGGUCCUUCAAAUCCACCUCUUUGUUGUAGGUGGGUGACUGAGAUCCCUUUUGGCUGGAUCUAUAAUUUGGGUUCAUUGUAUUUCCAUGAGGUAUUCAUUUAUGUUCUGUUUCCAUCUCUCCAAUACCGCAUCACCAUGCUGGUGCCUUCUGUGGCUUUUCAGGUUUUCCAAGAUCACCAGCAUCCUCUCUCCCUUCCUUUUAGAUGAUUUUUCAGCUUGGUUAUCUAAGGGGAAAAUGGGAAAAAGAAAGAAAAAAUAUUUUCUCAUCUUUGCAUCAAGAUUAGAACUGAGCUGGUUCCACACUGGGCUUCCCUCCAGAGCUGAACUCCAGUGAUGGAAUUCUCCAAUGCUGGUCACACUGAAAUGAAGUCUAGAACACUUGGGGAUGCCACAAGGGCAUCUUCAGAGAAAGAGCCAACUUCAUCCUGGAUGUAUCUCUCAAUGGACCAGGGAAGAAGGCUGGCUUUACUGCCUGGAAACUUCAGUCCAGAAUUAUGGCUGAUUUCUCCAUGUUUAAAUGGCAUUCGCUGAUGCUGAUUUUAUAGCCUGACAGAACAACCUCUAGGUUUCUUUGAUUAUUGUGAAGUAAAUGAAUCCCAAGUUCUAUAUAAGUCCAUGGAGCACAUUUCUAAGUAUUGAAGAAAAUGCCGGUAUUACGGUUCAGUGCUAAUGUUUAGACUUUUUCUUAUUUAUGUUGGUGUGUUCUGUAUGUGUAAGUGUCCCAACUUUCUGCAUUUUACUAUAUUCUCUAACCAUUUGUUCCUUAUCUACACAUUGCAAUUCUGUGCAGGUUUUCCCAAAGGAAAACACCAGCUGGCUUCCACUCUGUGUUUUAUUAACUCAUUUUAACUUGGUUAAAAUUGGCUGCCAGGCAAAGGAGUGGCCCCAUGGCCAGGCCACCGAUGGAUGCCAUCUCUUGGUUUUCCUGUGGUGACGUUAUGAUUCACAUUAUUGACCUCUCUCUUUCUCUUUCUUUGCUUUGGUGUUUUGAGGUUGUAGGAGACAUCUUGUACUUGGCCUUCUUACAAAGCAGUGGGACCAAUAGUGCUAAGCCCACUGAGGUCCAAGAUCUUUCAUGUAACGAACUGAGAAAUAAAUAUAUUGUACGUGAUGAAA
Messenger RNA from Monodelphis domestica (gray short-tailed opossum), 4799 nucleotides. NCBI's taxonomy places the organism in Eukaryota, Metazoa, Chordata, Mammalia, Didelphimorphia, Didelphidae. The record is from RefSeq and is a predicted model, not a curated record.